Molecule: messenger RNA, 5382 nt
Organism: Zootoca vivipara (common lizard)
Lineage: Eukaryota; Metazoa; Chordata; Lepidosauria; Squamata; Lacertidae
Product: sterol O-acyltransferase 1
Biological process (GO): cholesterol efflux; cholesterol metabolic process
Cellular component (GO): endoplasmic reticulum membrane
Molecular function (GO): cholesterol binding; fatty-acyl-CoA binding; cholesterol O-acyltransferase activity
Source: RefSeq, a predicted model, not a curated record
CUCCCCCUUCGCCGGCCCGCCGUGACGAAGGCGGAGGAGGACCCAGCCAUAUAGCGGCCGCUCAUGCCCUUCCUCGCCGCGGGGGGAGCUGCAAAAGCCGGAGCUGGAGGCGACGGCGUAGGGUGGAGAAGAGACACGGAAACGCAGUGUGUUAGCCUGACACCAUGGUGGGUGAAGAAAAUAUCUCCGUAAGGAAUCGCCGAUCAACUUAUGAGACUGCAGAAGAGAAAGAAGACUUGCCAAAGAGGCUUGAAGCAGACUGGUCUUUCCCACAGUCAAGCAAUGGUCGUGUUGACGUUGACCAUUUGGUCACUCGAAAGAUGCAACUUUUGGUGGAGGCUGAGCAAAUGAAACCAGCUUUCAUGCAGCGGAUCGACAGCCACUUUACAGAAUUAGUAAAUGGCUUGAUUGCGAAGUCCGUUCAGCUGGAGUCUCUGCCCCCUGCCUUCUCAGCCGAGAAAGAUGGUGGCUUCAAAAGCAAAGGAUCAAGAGCACCUCCAGAGCAUGGAAAAGUUUUUGUUGCUAGAAAGUCUGUUUUGGAUGAGCUAUUUGAAGUGGAACACAUCCGGACCAUAUAUCACAUGUUCAUUGCUCUCCUCAUCUUGUUCAUUCUCAGCACCCUCAUAGUAGACUUUAUUGAUGAAGGAAGGUUGGUGCUGGAGUUUGAUCUCCUGGUCUACGCUUUUGGCAAAGGUUCUGUCGUUGCUUCCACUUGGCUUUACAUGUUCCUGUCCACCCUGACUGUGCCCUAUGGGCUGUUCCUCCAGUGGGCCCAGGGCUACCAUGGUUCCACCCACAAGACAAUCCACUCCGCUUUCUUUGGGGGUCUCUUCAUGAUCUUCCAGAUAUUUGGGCUUGGAGUGGGACCAGCUUACAUAGCCAUUGUCUACAAUUUACCACCAGCCUCUGCUUUCAUAGUGAUACUUGAGCAGGUGCGUCUGCUGAUGAAAGGCUACUCUUUUAUCAGGGAGAAUGCUCCUCGAAUACUUUCCUUUACGCCACAGAAGACAAACACCGUCCAGGUUCCUAAAGUUUCCCAGUACCUGUAUUUCCUCUUUGCUCCCACCCUUAUUUACAGAGAUGAAUAUCCCCGAACUCCUACAAUAAGAUGGAGCUAUGUAGCUACCAAGUUUGCACAGGUCCUUGGGUCACUCUUCUAUACUUACUAUAUAUUUGUGAGACUCUGUAUACCUACAUUUCGGAACUAUAGUCAGGAGCAUUUAACUGUACGAGGGCUGGUCCUUUGCAUCUUCAGUUCUAUUCUUCCAGGUGUAUUGAUGCUGUUCUUGGUCUUUUUUGCAUACCUUCACUGCUGGCUGAAUGCUUUUGCUGAGAUGCUGCGCUUUGCUGACAGAAUGUUCUACAAGGACUGGUGGAAUUCUACAUCUUAUGCAAAGUAUUACCGAACCUGGAAUGUGGUGGUGCAUGACUGGCUGUAUUACUAUGCAUACAAAGAUUUCCUUUGGUUAUUUGGGAAAAAAUUCAAAGCAGUUGCUAUGCUGUCAGUCUUCACCCUUUCUGCUAUUGUGCACGAAUACGUCUUGGCCGUCUGCUUUGGUUACUUCUAUCCGGUCCUGUUCUGCCUCUUCAUGUGUUUUGGAAUGGUUUUCAACUUCAUUCUCAAUGACCGUCGGAAAGGACCCAUUUGGAAUGUGUUCAUGUGGAUUACGCUCUUCCUUGGUCAGGGUGUCAUACUCACCCUCUACAGCCUGGAAUGGUAUGCUUAUAAGCACUGCCCUUUGAAAAAUCCCGCUUUCCUUGACUAUGUGAAACCGCGUUCCUGGACUUGCCAUCUUAAGUUCUGACACCCUUUGGGAUAUCCCUCCGUGUCAAGGUCAGAAGAUGUUUGUCUUUUAAACAAUGACAAGAAGUUGGGCUAGCGUGUUAAAAUGACUGCAGACUUUUUAAAGGGAAACUGUCUUUAGUUAUGGCAAAUGAUGGCAUUUUGUCACUCAAGGCAGCUAGGACUGCAGGUGGCUUGGCAGAUGGUUCUCUUUCCUUUGGCAGCUCCAACCUGAGCCAUUUCCAUGCUGGUCAUGAAUCCUACUGAAAGGUUGGUGAAGGAAUUUCCAGUGAAGUUUUUUGCCUAUUGCAAACAGUACUUUAUGUGUUACUACUUUUCUCUCUUAACUGUCUGAAAUUGGCAGUAUUGUGAUUGGGGUUAGGCUUGCAUGUCUGACCGUAACCGUCCUUCCGAAUUGCCUUUUGAAACAGGACACUUGCUCAGUAUUUGUAUGCAUUCUUUUGCUUGUUGCCACCACACAAUAUGUGAUGGAGCCAGUGGCCCACAAAAAAUGACUUUGUUUUUUAUUUACUAUCACCAGACAACCUCGUUUCCUCCCCACUCCCAAAUAUAGGCAGAGGCUUUGAGGGAGAUGCAGGGCUAUUUGCAUUGGGGUAUAGAAAAGGGAAGGAGAUUGGGAGAGAGACUUGGGCUUUCUUACCUUUCGCAAACCACGGCCCAAGCGAGGAGGGCUUGAGUCUGGAGAUGUGUGUUACGGGACACGCUUCUUGUUGGAGGGCCAAGUUUACUUGUCACUUGUAUGUGACUUGGUGGAGAAGCAGUAAGGUAUUUUACACCCUUUUCCAUGGAAGUAGCCAUAAUGUAAGCAUAUGAGUUUUGAUUCAUCCACAACCUUUAAUUUGCCAAAACAAAUAGUUGUUGGAAUGUAAAUUGGCCUAGGAUAUAUGGAAUCUGUUAACUUCUACUUUGAGGAUAAUGUUACUGAUUCUUAUGUGUCACGAAAGGUGCGUUGUAACUUUUUUGCCUUGUUUUCAAGCUUUAUUCCCUCCUCCCCCUUUCAAUAAAUUUUCACUUGCUGAAGUGUACCAUUUAGGUGUAGGAUCUUCCUUUGGAUACUUAGCCUCUUAAUAUUAUGAGCAGUAAAGGUUGGUAUUUUCCUUACCAGGCUUACUUUGCCCUUUGGCUUCCGAUCCAAUAAAACAGGCAGCAUUAAAUUAAGUACCACAAUUAAGGUGCAACUUAAAUUGCAAACAUGUUGCACUGGGAGUAACUUGCAUUCUCUCUGCCAAGGAUGGCUACUUGCUGCUUUCUUGUUGGCAGCACCACAAUGCACACAGUGGCCCAUGGUCUGGAAGCCUCUUGGUGUGCACACAUGGGACUGUUUUCUAUACCAAAAGUGGGUGCUGUCUGCUACUAAGGGCUGCAUCAUUCCCAUUUUAACCAGAACCAGUGUCUUCAGGGGUUCCUACUCUCUAGCCAAGGACCCAAGCGGACCUGAUGCUGUUUAUGCAAUUAGUUCUUUUGAAAAUGAAUAGCAUCUGUGGAGCCCCAAUGUGGAUUGGAAUUGUGGCCUAGGGGUGAGGAGCUUUAACAAUAGGCUCCCAGUUUUGAUCAGGGGAAACCCACAGUGCUUUGUGCAUUUAGUGGAAAACUCCCCUUGGCACCAAUCAUAGGCGCACAAAAUAAAUAUAAAACCAUACUUUGAUUAUUCUGUGGCCCUAUCAACCACCAGACACAAUUUUCCUGUGGGCCAGAUGCAACCCAUGAACUGCCAUCUGGUCAGCAUUCCUGUAUCAAUAUACUUCCAGUCUUAAAUUUUUAUAAACAGCUAAAUGCCACCCCAUGCUACAUGUCCAGUUUUAAGUUUUUGCAUUCCUUACUGAUGAUUUCUGUAGCGAUUUGGAGGGCGAAUGCAGUUUGUGUUGAAGAACCUAGAGAGUGUGUUGGCUUGAAAUGAUCAUACUGCUCCACUUAAAACGCUGGUUUACUUUGUGAGACAGCCUUGGGUGGGUGGGGGAUGCUCAGAGCUACAGAAGGAGGGACUGUGUCAUUGUGAAAAACAAUACCCCUAUAUUGCUGACUGCUCUCUGUGUAGUCUAUAAUCUGGAGUUUUUCUCACAGCCACCCUAAAAUGCAUUUCUGGCAUGUUCUAAGAGUGCAAAGGCGUGUGUGUAUGGAGAGGGGGAAAGGCUAUAUAUUAGCGUAGGCACAUAGGAGAGAUGCAAGUUUUUUUGUGUCCUAAAGCUGCUGUCCUUUGUAUUGUCCUAAAUAUGGUGCCCUAGUAAAUUCUAGGUGCUGGCAGCUUUUCUCACGUCAUCUAACUGCAGCAAAACAUAAAAAAAGAAACUUAAUUCUGAUUUAUACUGCAGAAAACAGCUUACGUGAUAAGUGUGCUAAUUUUAAUCAGUACUUUGAUAUGACCUAAGUGUAUUGCCAUUUAGCUAAGCCAUGUGUUCCAGGUUUAUUUGACGAAGGUGGGUGUGUCAUUGAUAUAGGUUAAUUUUUUUGGAUUUGGGGGGAAAGUGCCACCUGGUUGAAUAUGAUGAGUAAUAGUUUCAAGAUGCCCAACGUCAAGUACAGUAUUUAAUCUAGUUCAAAACUUAAAAAUUCACUGAAACGGUAUCCACUUUUGGAGAAAGAUGAGGAAAUAUGAGCAUUUGAGUUUGGAUCAACACCCUGUGUAAGCUCAAAAGGAGUCUGAUAAGUUCCCUUACCAAACACACAGUUUUUAGAGGCAACUUGUAGUUGCAGGUUCUAGAUAGAGGUGUGAGGGAGACUUCUGUUCCUAGAACAUUCCAAACUCUAUGUGCAGAUUGUAGAAUUGCUAAAUCAGUGUUAACAUGAUAGACGCAUCCAUUCCAAACUCUAUGUGCAAAUUGUAGAAUUGCUGAAUCAGUGUUAACAUGAUAGACGCAUUCAUUCCAAAAAGCUUUUUGCUUUUGGUCUUAAAUUGUCUAUGAUGGCACUGUAAUUGUCAUUAUAAGAUGGCCUGGGUCCACCCAAAGAAUUUUCAUCGCAUUGUGUCCUUUUCUGCUGCUUGUUUAAAGAGAACCCCCCAAACUUCUGUCUUCAGAAUAUAAUUUGAAAAUUUCAUCAAAUAAAUCCUGUUGUCUUUGGGAAAUAUGUUUUCUUUUUUCUAAGGGGGACGUUUGGGAAGAUCAAUAUACGGUACUAAUUGUAAUCAACCUUAUGCUUUGGGACUGAAUCUGUGAAUGUAAACUGGAUGGGCCACAUGAUUGUAAAUCUCUUGCAAAUGAUCUAUUCUACACAACUGAUUGUAACCUUUGUACCUCUGUGACAAGGCAUCCUGUUAGUUUGAAAGGUGCUGGAUUGCAAGGCUGUAGUUUUCCUCUUUUCUCAGAGUGAGCAAUGGAAAACUUUUCUUGCACAGAUGGUGGUGAGAAGAGGACCUUAAACUGUACUUGACACUGGAAUGGUAUCGCCAAGCCUCACUUGCAUCUUUUGUAAUAUGGAGAAUAUUCUGGGUCAGGGAAGGUUGUUGAUGGUGGGAUGGAGAAUUUUGUAACUGAUUCCAAAAUGUAUUGAACUGUCUGUUGUGACCUAUUCUGUUACUUGCAAGGGAUUAUGUGAUCUAUACUGUACUACAGAAAUUGAAAUAUAUUUUGCUAUUCAUGAAA